This is a messenger RNA of Physcomitrium patens, 773 nucleotides long. Its product is annotated as small ribosomal subunit protein uS8. The record is from RefSeq and is a predicted model, not a curated record. Gene Ontology annotation, cellular component: ribosome. Gene Ontology annotation, molecular function: structural constituent of ribosome. Lineage: Eukaryota; Viridiplantae; Streptophyta; Bryopsida; Funariales; Funariaceae. Gene Ontology annotation, biological process: translation.
GUGCGCGUGUUGCAUCGAAACCCUCCUUUCGCCUCUCGCCCCCGACCUCCCCGGCUCUGCGAGCUCCGUCCCCCCCCACCCGUCCUGCCCUGCCUGCCGGUGUUGGUUGUCUGGCACAGUCCGCCCAUCAUGGUUAGAAUUAGCGUUCUCAACGAUGCGUUGAAGAACAUGUUCAACGCGGAGAAGCGCGGCAAGCGCCAAGUGCUCAUCCGCCCCUCCUCCAAGGUCGUCAUCAAGUUCCUGUCCGUGAUGCAGAAGCACGGUUAUAUUGGAGAGUUUGAGCUUGUUGAUGACCACCGAGCUGGCAAGAUUGUGGUAGAGCUCAAUGGAAGAUUGAACAAGUGCGGUGUCAUCAGUCCUCGUUACAACGUUGGAGUUGGUGAGCUCGAAGCUUGGACUGCCCGGCUCCUACCAUCUCGUCAGUUCGGUUACAUUGUAUUGACGACCUCAGCUGGUAUUAUGGAUCACGAUGAGGCCAGGCGUAAGAACGUAGGAGGCAAAGUCCUGGGUUUCUUCUAUUGAGAUUGUCUAAGGUUAGAUAUCCGGCACUGAAGGCUCUGGCUGCAAGGAUUGGCUGAAGUGCCAAGGGAGGUGCAAUGUAAGGGUCAGAGAUUGGCUGUUUGCCAAACUGAGUUUUCACUGCAAUUUCUGGGGAAUAAGCUUUCAAGUUCCCUGUACUUGUAUCUUUUCAAUCCAUUCGUGGUGCAACGUUUUCAGUAAUGAUGUCUACAUGUCAUUAAACCAUAAACAUCACGCUUUUGUUGACCAACUUU